AACACAUUUACUAGGUUUGGAUUGUCCUAACCAAUCAACAAACUUUGAUUAUUCACGUCUCGUAAUAUCUUCCAAUCAGGUAGUAAGAGGCAUUCACGCACUGACUGUCCAUCGUUCAAUUCUUAAUAACGUCUCGAGGAGAGGUUAAUAAUGCGUGCUAAUCUAUUGACAACACGGAAAACAGUCUUUUGUAUUUAAGAUAUGAGGAAAGGGGAAGUGGAUGGUUGUUGGGGAUGGAUGAUAGUAGCAGCCGCUGCCUUAAACAGAAUAGUGAUAUAUGGGAUAUCACACUCAGCUGGUGUGGUUUAUGUUGUCAUCCUGGAAGUUUUUAACGAAGGGAGCGGGAUAACAUCAUGGCUAUCUUCACUCAUCACUGCCGUUUUAUUUUUCACCUGUCCAUUAUCUGGAUAUCUGAUUGAAAGAUACGACGAACGAAAGGUUGCCAUUGCUGGAAGUCUGAUUGCAGCUAUUGGCAUGACGUCAUCUGCUUUUGUCAGUUCCGUUCCCGCUCUCAUUCUGACUUACGGCAUAAUUUCAGGCAUAGGAUGCGGAAUAGCGUUUAUGCCAGGAAGUGUAGCAGUGGCUAAAUACUUCAUAAACCAUCGACCACUGGCAAUGGCGAUAUCAUCUGCAGGUGGCGGAAUAGGUAUUUUUGCAUUCCCACCGAUUAUUGAAAUGUUAAAUGAAUAUUAUACAUGGCGUGGUAUGUUUUUGAUUCUUGGUGGAAUAACUCUCAAUAUAUGUGUAUUUGGAUCAUUAAUCCGCCCUUUGACAAAAGAGGUCAGCUCAGAACAAAAGUCACAAGAGAGUGGAUAUUCUUCGGACAAAUCAGAAAAUAACAAGUUACAAUCGAGCAGUGUUAGCAAGAAUCUCGAGACAGUACAAUUAAAUGAAGAAAGUGAAAACUUCGAACAAGUUGGAUUUCUCGACAAACAUUUUUAUCUGAAAAUUCCAUCAUUUUACAUCCUUAUGAUCAAUAAUUUUAUGUAUCAGUUUGGCGCAUCGAUUAUCCUAGGUCACCUGCAAGCUUAUGCUGUUUAUCAGAAAGGAUUUACUAAGCCAAAUUCUGCUAUUUUAUAUACAAUUUCCGGUGUUAUGGUUCUUGUUUUCAAACUUCUACAUGGUGUUUUUGCAAAUAUGAGCCAUGUAAAAAUAUUUAGACCCAUUUAUCAAUAUAUUUUCUUCUAUGCAUUAGGUGGAAUAGCAACAAUAUGUUUGACUAUACAUUCCCGUUACGGUGUAUACUUUUACAGUGCGAUAUUUGGAAUGAGUUAUGCAGCAUGUGGAGGCUCCCUUCUCCCAGCUAUAAUCAUUGAAAUGUCUGGCGUAGAAACAUUUGGUGUUACAUAUGGAAUUGUGCUUUUCGUUUUAGCAGUUGGACAGUUAACUGGUGCUCCUGUAGCAGGUAUUUUAUAUGAACACCAGAAAACAUAUGACACUUCCUUCAUCCUUGCCGGAUCUAUGAUGAUAGCAAGUGCCUUAAUAAUGAUUUAUCCUCUGAAAACUGAUCUCAACCCUUCAAAACUAAAUAAACAAAAUGAAAAUAACAUAGAAAUGAAUAUUGAAGAAAUCGAUUCAAUAAACGAAGAGAUGCCUACCGUUUUUGAUCCAAUAUCAAUGUCCGUCGUUUAGGGAAGCAGAACAAGUCUUCAAAGUGGAAACAUCGACAAUUUACAUUGUGCAGGGAAAUAUUAUCACAGUUCUAAUGGUUUACAUCGAAUUAAUCGACUAAGUGAUAGUUUGGAAUCUAUAGAAGUUGGACCAAGAUCAUCAAGUUUUAGUGUUCACAGGCAUACAGGUCGUCAACAUAAUGCAAAUACACAGCAAUCAAGUAGUCUUCUGAAUGCAUUAAGACAGGAAGGUCAAUCUCACUACCACCCAAUACUGUCACCACUUGCAAUAGAGCGAUAAUUUAAAUGUUUGUGAAAGUUUUGUCGUGGGAGCAAUAUUUAACUUGUUAAUAAAAAAAAGACCAACAAUUAAACUAUCAGCAUUAUGUCAAAUUCAUUAUAUUUUAAUCAGUUAAAGAAUAUCACCAUCGGUUUUUUUUUCUUAAAAUAUUAAACGUGAUGGAAGCAUA
Messenger RNA from Mytilus californianus (California mussel), 2080 nucleotides. RefSeq names its product monocarboxylate transporter 12-like. The coding region runs from base 202 to 1632 and encodes 476 amino acids. Gene Ontology annotation, molecular function: monocarboxylic acid transmembrane transporter activity. Gene Ontology annotation, biological process: monocarboxylic acid transport; transmembrane transport. The record is from RefSeq and is a predicted model, not a curated record. The transcript is spliced from 4 exons. NCBI's taxonomy places the organism in Eukaryota, Metazoa, Mollusca, Bivalvia, Mytilida, Mytilidae.